AUGUCGGAGCGUAUCCUAGCAGCUAGGCUACAUAGUCGGCACAUCAAUAUUUCUGUUGUGGUGGCCUAUGCUCCUACGGAGGAUGCGCAGGAUAGCGUUAAGGACGAUUUUUAUCAGCAGUUGGGUGGAUCAUUCGACAGCCUACCCAGUCACGACGUAAAGAUUCUUCUUGGUGACUUCAACGCCAAGAUUGGUCGCGACAACUCAUCUUGGUCUGGGGUAAUUGGAGGAGAGUCCUUACAUGAGACGUCAAGUAAUAACGGACUUCGGCUGUUGGAUUUCUGUGCCAUGUAUCAGAUGACAGUUGGGGGAACAUUGUUUCAACACAAGGACAUCCAUAAAGGCACCUGGAGGUCUCCCAAUGGCCGUACUGUCAAUCAGAUAGAUCAUGUUUGUAUCUCUACCAAGUGGAGUCACUCUCUUCUUGAUGUUCGAACUUAUAGAGGUGCAGACAUAGGCUCUGAUCACUACUUGGUCAAGAGUCCUAUGAGGAUCAAACUGAUGGGAAUCAAAAAGAUACAAGGGUCACAUAGAAAAGCACCAGCUAUCGAGCUUCUGCGUGACCAAUCUAAGGUGCAGGAGUAUUGCAUCGCACUGCAUAACCGAUUCAGUGGUCUGCCGGUGGAAGAGAGUCUGGAUGGAGAGUGGGAGUUGGUCAAGGAGGGCAUCAGGGAGGUUUCUUUGGAGGUUUUGGGUCAACGCCCGCGCCGGAGGAAGAAGCAGCACUUGUCACAAGAGACAAAGGAUCUCAUCACGGAGCGGAGUAAGGUCAAGCAGAAAUGCCCAAGUGAUGGAUUCAAUAGAUCUGAGUAUUCUCUUGCUAAUAAGCGUGUUAAGAAGAGCUGCAAGAAGGACGAUGAGAACUGGGCUUUACGGGUUGCAGCCGAUCUGGAAACAGCUUCUUCACACGGUCAGCAGAGGGAGGUCUGGCAGAUGAUCAAGUCCUUGUCAGGCAAGAAAAGUCGGAAGUCAACUGCUGUCAGAGAUAAAACCGAGAAGUUGAUUUCUGACCCCGCUGCUCAACGAAAACGAUGGGGUGAGCACUUCGCUGAACUACUAAACCCGCAGACAGGAGACGUGGACCUUUCAGACCUAGACAGUCUAGAGGUCGCACCAUGUUUUCCGUAUCUGAGUGAUAGUGAUAUACCCCCUAGCAGAACAGAGAUCUCUGAGGCUUUAAAGAGUCUGAAGAAUCACAAGAGCCCUGGAAUUGAUGAAAUUUCCAACGAACAGCUGAAGUAUGGGGCUCCUGGUCUUUUAGACAGGCUUGAGAAACUGUUUGCACGUGUAUGGGAGACAGAGAAUGUGCCAGAGGAUUGGGUUAAGGGUAUCAUUGUUAUUGUCCCGAAAAAGGGUGAUUUGAAAUAA
Bolinopsis microptera is the source of this 1368-nucleotide messenger RNA. RefSeq lists its product as uncharacterized. The coding region runs from base 1 to 1368 and encodes 455 amino acids. Gene Ontology annotation, cellular component: nucleus. NCBI's taxonomy places the organism in Eukaryota, Metazoa, Ctenophora, Tentaculata, Lobata, Bolinopsidae. The record is from RefSeq and is a predicted model, not a curated record. Gene Ontology annotation, biological process: chromatin remodeling. The transcript has a single exon.